CGGGCAGAUAGAUGCCUACAAAGUAAAGUACAAUCUCGGUUUCUUCUCUGUUCUCACUGUAUCCAUUUAUUUUAUUCAAAAGAUUCUUUCCUCCAACCCCAACUCUCCAUUUUCUGCAACGAUCAACAACACUCUGGUCGAAACAUCGAACUCCGGCCACAGCCACAAGUCCACAACACCCCACUUAACUGAACCAGCUCCCCCUCCGUUCAUCGGCUGGGAAAAGAAUCAAAGAAAUGGCCAAGUGCUUCAGUUACACGGCGACGCAGGACUCGUGCUACCGCUACUCCUUCUCCCGGGCCGGCUUGAAAUCAUCCACCACCGAUCUCGGCGACGGCACAAUCAUGCACUGCUGGGCCCCCAAAACCCACAACCAAUCCAAGCCCACUCUCGUCCUGAUCCACGGAUUCGGCGCCAACGCAAUGUGGCAGUUCAACGACUUCAUCGCGCCGCUCAAAUCCAAGUUCAAUCUCUACGUCCCGGACCUCCUCUUCUUCGGCGAUUCCUACACCACCCGACCCGAGCGGUCCGAGUCCUUCCAGGCUCGAUGCGUCGCCGCUGUCAUGGACGCGCAGCGCGUGUCCGGCACCAUGGACGUGAUGGGCCUCAGCUACGGCGGGUUCGUGGCCUACAGUAUGGCCGCGCAGUUCCCGGAGCGCGUGGGGCGAGUGGUUCUAGGGUGCGCCGGGGUUUGUUUGGAGGAGAAGGAUAUGGAGGAUGGGAUGUUUCAGGUGAAGAGCGUGGACGAGGCAGCUGAGAUUCUGUUGCCGCAAACGCCGGAGAAAUGUCGGCAGUUGCUCCGAUUGUCGUUUUAUAAGCCUCCGCCGGUGACGCCUUCUUGUUUUCUCGCCGAUUUUAUUGAGGUGAUGUGUACAGAGUACCUUCAAGAAAGGAAGGAAUUGAUAGAGACAUUGCAUAAGGAUAGGAAAUUGUCUACUCUUCCCCGGAUAACCCAGGUACCUACGCUUAUAAUUUGGGGAGAAUAUGACCAGGUUUUCCCAGUUGCAUUGGCACACAGAUUAAAAAGCCAUAUUGGGGAUAAUGCAGAACUGGUGAUCAUAAAGAAUGUAGGACAUGCCCUAAAUGCAGAGCGACCAAAACAGCUCUACAAACACAUGAAGUCUUUCCUGGUUGACACUCGUGUGCCGACUAAAGCAGUGCACCAGAGCAACGGGAGCAAGAGAGAUUGAAAUAUGUAUGAACUAGACGAAAGCAAUGAUGCAGCAUUUAUUUUGUAUCAAAGUUGAGAUCUUUAUUAUGAUCUAUGAUGAAUGAUAGAUAGAUAGAUAGAUAUCAAACAGAAUGUUGCUAUUAGGCAUUACAAGAAUUUAAUAUGAUUCCCCAUAAUCCAUAAGUCG
This is a messenger RNA of Linum tenue, 1358 nucleotides long. Lineage: Eukaryota; Viridiplantae; Streptophyta; Magnoliopsida; Malpighiales; Linaceae. The record is from the annotation of a GenBank genome assembly.